Molecule: messenger RNA, 2466 nt
Organism: Salvelinus sp. IW2-2015
Lineage: Eukaryota; Metazoa; Chordata; Actinopteri; Salmoniformes; Salmonidae
Product: extracellular calcium-sensing receptor-like
Exons: 9
Coding region: 1-2466 (821 amino acids)
Biological process (GO): G protein-coupled receptor signaling pathway
Cellular component (GO): plasma membrane
Molecular function (GO): G protein-coupled receptor activity
Source: RefSeq, a predicted model, not a curated record
AUGUCUCUGCUGUUCUUGUGGUCUCUAUCUUCCUCCCUCACAGUCAGCCCGUCCUCCACCCUAGCCACAGACUCAGAGUGUGCUCUGCUGAGUGGCUUUGAUCCUGGGUUCGUGGCUGAUGGUGACUUUGUCAUUGGGGGUAUUUUCCCCCUGCACUACAACCAGGAGAUGCCAGACGUCAACUACACCUACCAACCAACAGCAGUCAAGUGCAAUGGGUUUGACCCGAGGGCUUUCCGCUGGGCUCAGACCAUGAGGCUGGCGGUGGAGGAGAUCAACCAGAGUGUGCAGCUGCUGCCCAACCACAUGCUUGGCUACAAGAUCUUUGACUCAUGUGCCUAUCCUCUGACAGGGCAGAGGGCUGCUCUGGCAAUGUUGAACGGACYGGGCCAGGCUCACAUGUGUUCUGGUGCCUCUCCUCUUCUGGCUGUUAUCGGAGAAUCCGGUUCUGCGCAGUCUAUUGUCGUAUCCAGAAUCCUGCAGCCCUUUAAAAUACCCAUGAUCAGCUACUUCUCGUCGUGCGCGUGCCUCGGUGACAGGAGGAAGUACCCCACCUUCUUCAGAGUAAUCCCCAACGAUGACUACCAGGUGAAGGCUAUGGCUCAGCUGCUGGUGCGGUAUGACUGGCGCUGGGUGGGGGUGGUGCGUGGGGACCAUGAAUAUGGGCACUUCGCCCUACAAGGGCUGCUGAGUGAGCUAAAGGGGACGGGUGUGUGUGUGGCCUACCAGGAGAUGAUCCCUCUGCUCUACAAUCAGCAGAGGGCCCUGGAGAUCAUAGAGGUCAUGCGUAGCUCCACAGCCAGGGUAGUGGUGGUGUUCUCUGCCGAGGGGGAAAUGACCCCCUUCCUGAAGGACUACAUGGCACAGAACAUCACAGGCAUCCAGUGGGUGGCCAGUGAGGCCUGGGUCACUGCCUCUCUCUUCACCACCAGUGAAUACUUCCCCUACCUGGGGGGCACCAUCGGCUUUGGGAUCAGGCAGGGAAAUAUCCCAGGGCUCAGGGACUACCUGCAGACGGUGAACCCCCGCAGCCCCCUGAUGCCCCCCUGCUCAGGGCAGGAGACUCUUCUGGAGCAGCACUCAGCCUACAUGAACACCUCCAGCCCCAGAGUGGCCUAUAAUGUGUACAAGGCUGUGUACGCCAUCGCUCACUCACUGCACAACCUCCUCCACUGCCAGGCUGGGGCAGGACCCUUCCACAACCACUCCUGCGCUCACAGCACCAACGUUCACCCCUGGCAGCUCCAGCAAUAUCUCCAGGACGUGUCCUUCAACGUAUCUGGAGAAAAUAUGAACUUUGACCAGAAAGGGGACGCCAUCCCAUCCUAUGACCUCAUCAACUGGCAGAGGGGGCCAAACGGAGGUCCCCGCUUUGUCACAGUGGGGCUGUAUGAUGGCUCAAAGGACUCUGGGAAGGAGCUGGCAAUCCAGCAAGAGAAGAUACUGGUGGUCUCCGUGUGCAGUGCCAGCUGUGCUCCAGGAUCCAGGAAGGCUGUCCGUCGUGGGGAACCUCUGUGCUGCUUUGACUGUGUACCAUGUGACAGCGGCAAGAUUAGUUAUCAGACAGAUUCUAUAGACUGCACAGAAUGUCCCGAGGACUWCUGGUCAAACGCUGAUGGAACAAUGUGCAUCCCCAAAGUGGUGGAGUUCCUUUCCCAUGAUGCAAUGGGGAUAGCCCUGACGGUGAUCGCUGUAGUGGGCGCCUGUCUGACCGUGUUCGUCCUGGCAGUCUUCCUCCAUCACAGGACCACUCCCAUCGUCCGCGUCAACAACUCUGAGCUGAGUUUCUUUAUCCUUCUCUCCCUGAUUCUGUGCUUCCUGUGUGCACUGAUGUUCAUCGGGGAGCCCACCUCCUGGUCCUGCAUGCUGCGCCACACUGCCUUCAGCAUCACCUUCUCCCUCUGCAUCUCCUGCAUCCUGGGCAAAACUCUGGUGGUCCUGGCAGCCUUCACUGCCGCCAGGCCUGGGAACAACAUUAUGAAGUGGCUGGGGCCCAAACAGCAGAGGGUCAUCAUAUUCUCCUGCACCCUGGUUCAGGUGCUGAUCUGUGCUGCCUGGCUCAUGGCUGCCCCKCCCUACCCAUCCAGAAAUAUCCAGGACCAACGCUCUAAAAUCAUUCUGGAGUGCAGUGUGGGCUCCCAACUGGCCUUCUGGUGCGUUCUGGGAUACAUCGGCCUCCUGGCCUGUCUGUGCUUCAUCCUGGCAUUUCUGGCCCGGAAACUGCCAGGCAACUUUAAUGAGGCCAAGUUCAUCACYUUCAGCAUGCUGAUCUUCUGUGCCGUGUGGAUCUCCUUCAUCCCUGCCUACGUCAGCUCUCCUGGGAAGUACACAGUAGCUGUAGAGAUCUUUGCCAUCCUGGCCUCCAGCUUUGGGCUGCUGUUCUGUCUGUUUGCUCCAAARUGUUACAUCAUCCUCCUGAAGCCAGAGAAGAACACUAAACAACAUCUCAUGGGAAAUAAAAAGUAG